CAUAAAACAAAUUCAUGAAAGUAGAAUUUUUUUGCAAAUUUCGUUUGUUUCGUAUAUCUGCGAAAUCAGAUAAUAACUGUUAUGACAAAUAAGUGUUUUACUAUUAUUGUGCAAGUUUUGUUAUAGGUGCGCUACGAUGAGCGACAAUUUCAUGACCGACAGCGACGAUCCCGGCACGGACUUUUCCGCUAGCGAAGAUGAAUGGCUACCCGAGAAAGCCAAUCCCUCCCGUAAAAAUCAUCGUCAAUCCUUGACAGAAUCGGAGUCAGAUGAAAAUGUCUCCGAUUGUAGCGAUGAUGAUGCAAGCGAAAAUCACACAAAAAAUGCCAAUCGCAAAAACAAAUUAUCAUCGAAAAAAACGAGUGUCCCGGUAAAAACAAAAUUAACCAGCACGGAACGAAAAAAACUUUAUGAAAAGUACAGUUCAAAGAAUGCCGCUGAACGUAAAGCUCACAAUACUAAAGGCAGUGAUUCAGAAAGUAGCGGCGAUGAACAUCUCGUGGAAGCUGAUAAACUCGAUUUGAACUCGGAUUUUUUCACAUCGAAAGCAUGUCCGAGUCAGGCAUAUGAAGCUCCCAACUUUGACUGCAAUGCUGGAAUGCGACUUACUGACUCUUCUGAGGACGAAGAAGCUUCUGAACAAGAUGAAACUAUGAAGCGAGAAUCGAACAAAAAGCUCAUUAAGAAAAUCAAUCAGACCUCUCAGAGUUUCGUACAAUUCGAAGGUUUAAGUGAGUUCAACAGAAAAAUAGAACAGGCAAAGGCAAGUGUUUCGAAUUUCGCUUCGAAACAGGUUGACUCUUGUGACUCAACGGACAUCGGUAAUUUACUAGCAAUAGGAGAACAUCAGCACGGUCAAUCAAGUAGUAAAAAACUGACCCUGAAAAAUAAAAGAAAAAAACAUGAUUCGGAAUCUGAUUGGGAGGAAGUGGAAGAAAAGGAAGAAGCUAGCCAUCAGCAAAAUCUACAAAUUACACUCAAGUUGGACAGUAAUAAGACUCAAAAAGGGAAAUGUGGAAAUGAAAUUGAUAUGGAAGCAUGUAUUAAAAGAAUCAUCAAUCGUGAGAAACGGGAGAAUCAAAAUAUUCUUCAUAAAGUGAAUACUUUAAUGGCCAUUGGACACGGAAACUACGUUAACAGCAUUCUGAAUAGUACAAAACUUUUGUCCCUGGCCCUUACCAUGAUCCCAUCGCAAAAAUGUUACCCUAAAGAUCGCACUGAUCUAGAAUACUUUGAACAAAUUGUUCGAUUCUAUCGUACAGUUGUAGAUCUAAAAGACAAGCAAGUAUACAGCCGUUUCAAAAAGCUACCAUCAUUGGAGACAUCCCUUCGGUUACAAAUGCUGACCAAGGCAGCGAUAUGUGAGCGAGAUUUUGUACUGAUUUUCAUCAUACUACUUCGUGCGGUUGGUGUUCAGUGUCGGCUGGUUAUGUCGCUGAUUGUUGCUCCAAGAAAAUUACCUCAAAGCGAACUUCACCAAUCGGAUGUUGCAAAAAAGGAACCUACAUCGGUGAAAGGGAAAAAUAAGGUCACUGCCACUGCCAGCUCCACUAGUGACAAAGGAACUAAGAGAACCAAUGAUAAAGAAACAACGUCCGUUGAUUCAACAAAAUCCAGCAGUAAAAGAAAACGAAGCGAACAAGUAAAAAUACCACAGCUAGACGGAGGUGAUGAUAUUCCAACGAAAAAAAGUAAGUCGACAAAGGAUAUUCAGACAUUGGGUAGUUUAAAGAAGGCAACUGCUAAAACCAACUCAUCAACAUCAUCGAACGACCACGGUUCGAAGAGCUCAACAUCACAACCACAGGAAAUUUCAUUAUUUUCUCCAAGGAAAACACGAAAGCAACGUAAGAAUGAAGCAUUGAAUCCGAUAGCGUCGAAAGCGUCCCCUACCAUUGUGGCUAGGUUUGACUAUAAAGAUAAGCGUGAAUCUAAGGAUAACAAAACUGUUCAUGCAACGGAUGUUGGAUCUACGAGCCAAAUUCCGAAAUCUUCAAAGAGCAAUACGAAAAAUCUAAUUUCAGACAGUAAAUCUACUGAAAGUGAUAGUAAAGCAAUAGCUGGAAGCAAAACUUUGACAACCAAAAUGCCAGAUGCUAAACCAAAAGCAGGACAUUCUUCAAAUUCAUCGGUGGCGAAAGCAUCCAACAACUCCUUGGAAAAAUCUGCCUUGCACAAACCGUCCAAAACUGCCACAUCAUUCAAAACAGAAUCACCCAAAGUUGUUAAAAUAGAAUACGUUGAUAAACACUUGAAACGACGGCUGGAUCGUCGCGUUUUAUCGACCGACGACGAAUGCGCCAACGCCCGUGGCGAGAAACCGAAACCGAAAACCGGUAUAAACUUGUGGAUUGAAGUAUACGCCGAGGAGGAAGAACAGUGGAUUCCUGUGGACGUUACCAGCGGUAAAGUUCACUGUUUGGAUCACAUCGUUAAACAGGCUUCUGCUCCGUUGGUAUACGUCCUAGCAUGGAACAAUGAUGGUAGCAUAAAAGAUGUUACAACACGAUACUGCCCGAACUAUGGUACUAGCACUAAAAAGCUGCGCGUAGAGCAGGAAUGGCUAGAUAGAGCAUUGGAGAAAUUCAAAGGCAAGAAAACGGCACGAGAUAUCGAAGAGGAUCGCUGCCUAAAUCAGGCAUUGCUGGAACAACCGCUUCCGACCACUAUCAGCGAGUUCAAAAAUCAUCCACUGUACGCAUUGAAGCGGCAUCUGCUUAAAUUUGAGGCGAUUUAUCCACCGGAAGCACCCACCCUGGGCUUCAUCCGAGAAGAGCCGGUGUACGCGAGGGAAUGUGUUCACACACUGCAUUCGCGAGAAAUAUGGUUGAAACAGGCCCGCACGGUCAAACUUUUUGAAACGCCGUACAAAAUUGUGUCUGCUCGGCCGAAAUAUGAUCGGGCAUCGGGACAGAUGCUUCCAGCUCAGCCGCUGGAAUUGUAUGGCUAUUGGCAAACGCAAGACUAUGAGCCACCAACCGCGGAAGACGGUAUAGUGCCACGUAAUGCCUAUGGCAACGUGGAACUGUUUAAACCUUGUAUGCUGCCCAAGAAAACCGUUCACUUGCAGUUACCCGCUUUGAAUAGGAUCUGCAAAAAGCUGGGAAUUGAUUGCGCCCAGGCCGUAACCGGAUUUGAUUUCCACGGUGGAAGCAGUCAUCCGGUGUACGACGGAUUUGUGGUCUGUGAGGAAUACAAGGAUCUGGUGGUGGACGCCUGGUAUCAGGAACAGGAGCAGGAAGAAAAGCGGGAACGUGAAAAGUUUGAAAAAAGGGUUUACGGAAACUGGAAGAAACUAAUCAAAGGUUUACUGAUCAGGAAGAAGCUGCAGAAUAAGUAUAACUUUGAUAACUUGUCCGGUUGAAGAGCCUGUAAUAAAAGUAUA
Messenger RNA from Malaya genurostris, 3385 nucleotides. It is a transcript of the gene Xpc, whose product is annotated as DNA repair protein complementing XP-C cells homolog. The record is from RefSeq and is a predicted model, not a curated record. Gene Ontology annotation, biological process: nucleotide-excision repair; mismatch repair. NCBI's taxonomy places the organism in Eukaryota, Metazoa, Arthropoda, Insecta, Diptera, Culicidae. The coding region runs from base 137 to 3364 and encodes 1075 amino acids. The transcript has 5 exons. Gene Ontology annotation, molecular function: damaged DNA binding; single-stranded DNA binding. Gene Ontology annotation, cellular component: cytoplasm; XPC complex; nucleus.